UGAUUCACACACUUUGUUUUUCUACCUCAUUUCCUUCACGUAACCAAACCAAAAAAUGUCACCGGAAAAUCACAUCCAUUCGCCGGAAUCCGUCGCCGCCGGCAUGAAUUUCACCGAGACAGAAUUAACCUUAGCAUUACCCGGAGAGUCUCGUGCAGUACUACAAGAAAACGGAGCGAAGACAGGGACAAAACGGGGAUAUUUACAAACGGUUGAAUUUCUUGGAAUUUCUAAAAACUGUAACUCGUCGGAAAAUGACGUCACUAGUGCACCAAAGGCUCCGGUAUCAAAGGCACAAGUGGUGGGGUGGCCGCCGGUGAGAGCUUACCGGAAAAACGCUAUAAAAAGCUGUAAGCUGGUGAAGGUUGCCGUUGACGGAGCGCCGUAUUUGAGAAAAGUUGAUCUUGAGAUUUAUCAGAGCUAUCAAGAGCUUUUGACUGCUCUUGAGGAUAUGUUUUCUUGUUUGACCAUAAGAAAUAAUUUGAAUGAGAGGAAAAUUAUGGAUGAAAUGAAUGGAGGUGAAUAUGUGCCUACUUAUGAGGAUAAAGAUGGUGAUUGGAUGAUGAUUGGAGAUGUACCAUGGAAUAUGUUUGUUGAAUCAUGUAAGAGACUAAGGUUAAUGAAAAGCUCAGAAGCAAUUGGACUAGCUCCAAGAACACCUUCAAAAUGUUCAAGCUCAAGUGAUUGAUUUAAAGAUAUACAGAUGAAAUGAUAUACAACUGAUGUACAGAGGCUUUUAUCUUUACUUUGCUAUACAGGCCAGUUUGGUUUUGUGUUAAUUGAGAGAUUUUUGGGAGGAUCAAACUGUAUAAUAAAAGGAGAAAGAGUGUCUGCCUGUAAUUUUCAGUUUGUUGUAUUUUGGUCCUUAGUUGGUGCAAAUUGAUGUUUUUGUCCCA
Molecule: messenger RNA, 896 nt
Organism: Mercurialis annua (annual mercury)
Lineage: Eukaryota; Viridiplantae; Streptophyta; Magnoliopsida; Malpighiales; Euphorbiaceae
Product: auxin-responsive protein IAA1
Exons: 5
Coding region: 56-688 (210 amino acids)
Biological process (GO): regulation of DNA-templated transcription
Cellular component (GO): nucleus
Molecular function (GO): protein binding
Source: RefSeq, a predicted model, not a curated record